Messenger RNA from Exophiala viscosa, 1699 nucleotides. Its product is annotated as putative cinnamoyl-CoA reductase. Gene Ontology annotation, molecular function: oxidoreductase activity, acting on the CH-OH group of donors, NAD or NADP as acceptor. Lineage: Eukaryota; Fungi; Ascomycota; Eurotiomycetes; Chaetothyriales; Herpotrichiellaceae. The record is from RefSeq and is a predicted model, not a curated record. Bases 424 to 1452 code for a protein of 342 amino acids. The transcript has a single exon.
ACUUCAGCCGAACACCUUCUUCGACAUAGUCAGCAUACGAUUGCCCAUGAGGUGCUGUUACACCGAGACAAGAGCCUGGCGUAACUCACUGCAGGUACUGGUUGCUCCGGUAAGCAAACAGAGAACAUGGCGAUCCUGUCGGCUCCAUCCAAUUCGAAUGGUAAGUUUGACGGUAAGCGGAACAAAUAUGUGCCAUCCUAUCAGAGAUAUUUACUAUGCAGCUAUGGUGGUAGGCAGCAUGUGCAGACCGAGAUGGCCGCAUAGGUAGGGGAGUCAGUCGCUCACGAAUGUAUAAAAGGAUGGAUGUCGGCGGCUAAGACUACUACUACUCAUUUCCAACUGAACAGGUGAAGAGACAAUCAAGUCACGAAACAACCCCCUCACAAUACAAAGGUUUGGGAUACGGUCCAACGUGCGCUACAUAUGUCGGCUAUGAAACCUCUCGUCCUCCUCACCGGUCCCAAUGGCUUCGUCGGCGCCCAUGUGCUCGAUCUCUUGUUGAAGAACAACUACCGCGUUCGUGGCACCGUCCGAUCUCUAUCAAAGGCAACUUACUACAAGAACAAAUACCCAGAAGCAUCAUCGAGCGGAUCCUUGACAUUUGUUGCCGUCCCUGAUAUCCAAGCUCCUGGCGCCUUGGACGAAGCAGCCAAGGGUGUCGACUACAUCUGCCACGUGGCUUCGCCGUAUUUCACGUCGUCCAAUGACCCGAUCAAAGAGCUCGUCGAGCCAGCCGUCAACGGCACACGCAAUGUGGUGUCCAGCGCGCUCAAGAGCAACACGUUGAAGAGGAUGACUAUCAUGAGCAGCUUCGCCAGCGUGGUCGACCUGUCCAAGAAUCCGCGUGGAGGAUACACGUACACGGCCGAAGACUGGGAUCCCGUCACACCCGAGGAAGGGGCCAAAGAUGGCUUCAUGGGAUACCAUGCCAGCAAGACGUUUGCGGAGCGAGCAGCAUGGGUCAUGUGGAAGGAAGCAAGACCUGAUUGGGAUCUAGUCACGUUUUGUCCACCUAUGAUCUACGGACCUCCGAUACAAGAGGUGGACAAGAGCAAGGGUAUUGAUGGGAUGAACACGAGCAUCAAGCGCUUGAUCACCAGUAUACAAGGGCAAGAUCCUGCUUUCAAGCCCAAGGUCGCGACGCCGGGACUGCCGGCUUGGGUUGAUGUGAGAGACGUGGCACAGGCACAUGUUCGCGCGUUGGCGCUGGAGAAGGGCAUCAGUGAGAGGUUCUUGUUGUGCGGAGGGGUCAACUAUUUCGAGGACGGAUUGGCUGGAUUGAGAGCAAGAGGAGAGAAGGGUCUGGGUGAGGAAGGUGCACAUGUGGUGCCUGGGAAGCACUUUGGGUUGGAUAGGAGUAAGGCGGAGGAGGUGUUGAAGCUGAAGUUUACGCCAUUCGAAACGACAGUUGAGGAUAGUUGGGACGCUGUCAAGCAGUUGGGUUUGAUCUAAAGAAGUCUCGGGAGUCGUUGGACGAGACAUAUGAGUUUGAGUGUUUGCCCUAUAUGACUAGGUGCUGUUGAAGGUUCGGAUAUGCAUAUGCAGUGUUUGUCAGAAAGCGGAGAAGAAUACGAGUCGUGUUGGCGUCUUUGCGAAUUCGUUCCGAACUAGGCGAGGUCAAUAUGCCUAUUGCAUCAAGUUACACUAUUCAGCGUUGAUCCUGACUGUCCGACCCCAUCCUAGCCCAGAGACACAAUAC